Olea europaea var. sylvestris is the source of this 894-nucleotide messenger RNA. RefSeq lists its product as uncharacterized. The transcript has a single exon. Lineage: Eukaryota; Viridiplantae; Streptophyta; Magnoliopsida; Lamiales; Oleaceae. Gene Ontology annotation, molecular function: nucleic acid binding; zinc ion binding. Bases 1 to 894 code for a protein of 297 amino acids. The record is from RefSeq and is a predicted model, not a curated record.
AUGGCUUCAACCGGUUUUUCAGUACCUCUGGCUUCAGCAUUCACAGGAGAAAAUUAUGACUUCUGGGCUGCUAAAAUGAAGGCAUAUCUGAAGGCCUAUGAUCUAUGGGAAAUCACAGAAACUGGUAUGGAACCACCUCCACUCAAGGCAAAUCCCACCAUAGCUCAAUUAAAGCAACAUAGUGAGGAGGUUGCGAAAAAAUUCAAGGCUUUGUCCUGCAUCCAGUCAACUAUUUCUAAUGUAAUAUUUACCAGGAUAAUCACUUGUAAGUCUGCCAAGGAAGCCUGGGACAGAUUGCAAGAGGAAUUUAGAGGUAAUGCAAGGACUAGACAAAUGCAAGUUCUAAACUUGAGAAGGGAGUAUGAGGGAUUGAAAAUGAAAGAGGCAGAAUCUUUCAAGGAUUUUCCAGAUCGACUAAUGAAGGUUGUGAACAAAAUAAGGUUACUAGGAGAUGAUCUACCUAAUAGAAGGGUUGUGGAGAAAGUUCUAAUCAGUUUGCCAGAAAAAUUUGAGGCAAAAAUUUCAUCACUUGAAGACUCGGGGGAUCUUUCUACCAUAACCUUGUCUGAAUUGAUAAAUGCUCUUCGGGCUACUGAGCAAAGAAGAUUAAUAAGGCAAGAAGAGCAGGUAGAAGGAGCCUUGUUUGUUAAAGAAAAAUACAAAGCACAAACAAGCAAUGAAGUAAAGAAAUACCAGCAGGAAAAGAAGAGGGGUGAAGGCAGCAAGGCUGCUGAUAAAAAGGACACUUAUCCACCUUGUAUACAUUGCAAAAAAAUCGGUCAUUCACCUAAAUGGUGUUGGUAUAGACUUGGUGUCCAAUGUAGGAAUUGCAAGAAACUUGGACAUGUGCAAAAAGUGUGUAAAAAUCAAAAGGAAAACCAGAACCAGCAGUAG